CUGCGCAUUCAACCCGUCAUGUCCCGACGAGCAGACUACAACAACUUACCUACCGGUGAGCAAACCUUGCAAGACGAAGAGGCGAUCAGCGGCACCGGCGAGGGCGACGAGGAGAUGGAAGACGCUCAACAGGAAGAGGAGGGAUACAGCUCUUCUACUCCUACUUCAACCCUAACAUGGAUCAGUUGGUUCUGCUCUCUCCCUGGUCACGAGUACUUCUCCGAAGUCGCCGAAGACUUCAUUGAAGACGAUUUUAACCUGACUGGUCUGAAUGCCAUGGUGCCAUUCUGGAAGGAGGCGAUGGAGAUGGUGCUGGAUAUGGAGCCUGACGAGGACACGUCGAAAAUCCCUGACGUCUCUAUUGUUGAGGCGUCAGCUGAGCUGUUGUAUGGCCUUUGCCACCAGCGAUACAUCUUGACGAGGGCAGGGUUGCAGGCUAUGGUCGACAAAUACGAAGCUGGUGUGUUUGGCUCUUGUCCUCGAGUCUAUUGCAAUGGCUGCAACGUCGUGCCCUGCGGACGUUCUGAUUUGCCGGGAUUGGACACGGUGAAGCUCUUUUGUCCUAACUGCAACGACAUCUAUACCCCGCCUAGCAGCCGUUUCCAAGGCGUCGAUGGUGCAUUCUUCGGUACGACCUUCGCGCAUCUCUUCUUCCAGAGCUACCGAGAGCUUGCACCCGCCCCGUUCUGGAAGCCCACUUCCCCGUCAUCCACAUCCCCGCGCUCAUCCGCAAGCUCUUCCUCCAACCAGCCUCCAUUCGUCAAUCCUAAUCCAUACGGUGGGCAGAAGCGUGCGGCAGGGAAGGUCUACAUUCCGAAGAUCUACGGUUUCCGUGUCAGCGAGAGAGCGAAGAGCGGUCCGCGCAUGCAGUGGAUGAGGCUGCGUCCCGAAAAUACCGAGGAGCUCGACCUAGUCGAUUGGCGAGGCCGUUGGAUUGACGACGACGACCGCUACGACGACGACGAGGAACAUGUUGACCAGGACCGACCGAUGGAGGACUUCGAUCCGGUGGGAACGUCAUUGCGCCUGAAACAGGAUUAAGCAUGCUGAAACGAGUAACAGGACGCUGCAGAUGACGACGAAGAUGAGGAGGAAGAGGAGGAAGAGGAGGCGGGCGAUUCAGCGAUGAAGGGGCGAGCAGUGUCUCAUUCCACUGCUGACACCUCGCCUAGGUCGCCCACGCCGACCAACCCUCCAUCCUCACCGGCAUCUAGCGGACCACCUCCAACACCCGGCGAAGACGCAAAGUCGGAUGCCAAGUUCGGCGGCGUUUCCCCUCUUCCCCCGAGCGGGAAGCUACGGGUUGUGCGCCAAUGGGUGCCAAGAGGCUCCGGUAUCAGAGCGCAGGUCUGCUGAUGGACUUCGUUUACUUAUGCCGUCGAACUUUCACUUCUCCAGUGUCUUUGUCCUAUCAUUCCGCCCUUAGAAUAAGUCUAUGUCCCGAGUUACAACUACGCUAUUAGCUCCCAGUACUAUUGCUGCCAGGGCGCCCAGACAACUUGUUGCAUUGUCUGCC
Molecule: messenger RNA, 1516 nt
Organism: Dichomitus squalens LYAD-421 SS1
Lineage: Eukaryota; Fungi; Basidiomycota; Agaricomycetes; Polyporales; Polyporaceae
Exons: 5
Coding region: 19-1041 (340 amino acids)
Cellular component (GO): cytoplasm; protein kinase CK2 complex
Molecular function (GO): protein kinase regulator activity
Source: RefSeq, a predicted model, not a curated record